AUGUCCGGACGUCCUGGAACGAGCUCUGGCCAACGCCCCGGCACCGGAGCCGGCGGUGGCCCCAAUGGAGCUGCACCCGUGGGAGGUCUCCCAUCGGGUCGACCUGGCACGGGGCAGAGUCUCAACCCGAUCACGGGAGUUCGUCCUGGAACGGGCCAGCGUGGAAUGCUUAGCUCUGCUUCGGGCGGGCGGCCGCUGACUGGGAGACUGGGAACGGGUCAACAAGCGCCCGCUACUCCAGGCCAGACGGCGGGCUUCGGCAUUAGCCUCAACACGGAGGUGAACGUCUCCGAUCGCCCCGUGACUCAGCAGGGCAUGAUGGGCAUGCGCAUUGGCACUGGAAGUGCCGGACCUGGGCGACAGGUGCAGGACGCGUCCUACUUCAAAGGCAAACUGCACAGCAAGACGGCGGAGAUCACGAGCGAGAUCGAGAAGCUGCAGCGCGAGAUCGAGCAGGACGCCAAAGACAAGGCGCAGUGCGCGCAGCUCGAGCGCAAGUACGAGACCAUGGCGCUCGAGGUGCGCGACCUGGAGGGCCAGCUCGCGGACUACAACCUGGCCAUGGACAAGAUGCGCAGCGCCACGGAUCCCGCGGAGAUCCGCCAGGUGCAGGAGCAACUGCACCAACGCAACGCCAAAGAGGCCGAAGACGUCGACCGCGUCUUCCUCAUGAACAAGGAGCAGGAGAAGAGCGUGCGCAACAUGGAGGCCGAGAUGACGGAGAUCCACGGCAAGCACCAGGACAAGAUCAACCAGUUGGCGCCGCAAAAGCUGCAGCGCUACAAGGAGCUGCUGGAGGAGCACCAUCAGACGGAGGUGGAGAUCGAGGCGCGGUCCCAGGAGCUGGAGCUCGUCAUGCACGCCAUCCACCAGAAAGAAGCCGAGCUGAGCUCCGACCGCUAUCGAGACGAGUACGAGGCGCUCGAGCGUCAGGUGCGUCGUCUUCAGAAGGAGCGCGACGCGGCCGAGGAGGACGCCAAGACGGCGCAGAUGGACCCGAACGAGGCGCGCGCCGUGCUUUUGGCCAAAGUCAAAGAGGACAAGAGCAAGAUGGAGGCGCUCGAAGGCGUGCUCCAGUCCACAGCGGCCGAGAAGGCGGAGCUCACCAAAGCUCUCGCUGACCUUCAGAGCGAUCUGGACGAGCGCGCGAGCGGCAGUGACCCGGCGCACAAGUACGAGGCGCUCUUCGCCAAAGACAAGGAGAUGACGGCCUUCCUCGAGCAGUUCCCGGCCAAGAAGGAGGCGGAGAUGCAGGCCCAACGCACAGCCCAAGUGGUGAUCGUUCAGCUACUGGAGCACAUUUCAGCAGGCAUGGCCAAGGAGGACAAACUGCCGGGCACCAACGCCGCCAAUCUCGAGGAGAUGCGACGCGACUUGAGCUUCAAGGAGCGACAGCUCGAGUCGUCCGUCACCACCAAGCAGCGGCUGACCAUGGAACUGCAGAAGCGUCAGGCGGAGCUGGACAAGGUCAACACGCUGGACGCCAAGAUCGCGCUGGAGCUCAGCAGUCUGCUGCAGAAGAUGGACACCAUGACGGCCGACAUGGCCGAGUUCGAUAAGCUGGACCAGCUGCAGGAGAUCCACGCGCAGACCAAGCAGCACCUGCUCCGCCUCAAGAAGCAGUACAUCGGCCGUCGCGACGCCAUGCGUCAACAGGUCACAGCUCUCACCACGCAGCUCGAGAACUUGGUGCAGGAGACUGCCUCGCAGGAGACAGCCAAGAACUUGGACGCACUGGAGCAGAAGCUGCGGCACCACGAGCAGAACAUCUUCCACUUGAAGGAGUACAUCGACUCCAAGUCUCGGGAGGUCGACUACGAGCACCUCAAGCAGGACUGCUUCCGCACACUACAGGACCUCAACACGCUCCACGUCGCGCAGCAACAGCGUCAGCAGCAGCUCAACCUCGGCAUUGCAGGUGGUCUGUAA
This is a messenger RNA of Phytophthora sojae, 1929 nucleotides long. RefSeq lists its product as hypothetical. Gene Ontology annotation, molecular function: beta-tubulin binding. The transcript has a single exon. Lineage: Eukaryota; Oomycota; Peronosporomycetes; Peronosporales; Peronosporaceae. The record is from RefSeq and is a predicted model, not a curated record. Gene Ontology annotation, cellular component: centrosome; cilium; intraciliary transport particle B. Bases 1 to 1929 code for a protein of 642 amino acids. Gene Ontology annotation, biological process: intraciliary transport involved in cilium assembly; cilium assembly.